Molecule: messenger RNA, 4120 nt
Organism: Betta splendens (Siamese fighting fish)
Lineage: Eukaryota; Metazoa; Chordata; Actinopteri; Anabantiformes; Osphronemidae
Gene: aclya
Product: ATP citrate lyase a
Exons: 28
Coding region: 183-3461 (1092 amino acids)
Biological process (GO): fatty acid biosynthetic process; tricarboxylic acid cycle; citrate metabolic process
Cellular component (GO): cytosol
Molecular function (GO): ATP citrate synthase activity
Source: RefSeq, a predicted model, not a curated record
UCGGCAGAUGGGGCAUAGACACAAAACUCACAGGAAGCGUCGUUUUCCUGCACUUCUGGUUCCUCAGGCUGCGAGAGGAGAGCAUCAGCGCCGAGGAAAUUCAGGCUUCACACUCUAUACCGGUUAAAGGAAGAAAAUAAAAUCCUCUAAAGCAAAAGAAGCCUGGUCCGCUCUCAGCAGCCAUGUCGGCCAAAGCCAUCUCUGAGCAGACAGGAAAGGAGUUCCUGUACAAGUACAUCUGCACGUCAGCGGCCGUCCAGAACCGAUUCCUCUACGCAAACGUAACGGCUGAAACUGACUUCGACCGACUGGCGCAGGAGCACCCAUGGUUGCUCACGGAGAGGCUGGUGGUGAAGCCAGACCAGCUGAUCAAGAGGCGAGGAAAGCUGGGCCUGGUCGGUGUUAACCUGGAUUUGAAUGGUGUCAAACAGUGGCUGAGGCCCCGGCUAAUGAAGGAGACAACAGUAGGAAAAGCCAAAGGUAUUCUCAAGAACUUCCUCAUUGAGCCGUUUGUCCCCCAUAAACAGGAGGAGGAGUUCUAUCUGUGCAUCUACGCCACCCGGGAGGGGGAUUAUGUGCUGUUUCACCAUGAGGGAGGCGUGGAUGUGGGCGACGUGGACGCCAAGGCAAAGAAGCUGCUAAUAGGGGUGGAUGAGAAGAUCAGCGAAGAGUCUGUGAAGAAAGACCUGCUGACUCAUGUCCCCAACGACAAAAAAGUGGUCCUGUCCAACUUCAUUGUUGGACUAUUCAACCUGUAUGAAGAUCUGUUCUUCACAUACUUGGAGAUCAACCCCUUAGUGGUCACAAAGGAUGGGGUUUAUGUGCUGGACAUGGCAGCGAAGAUUGAUGCCACAGCUGACUACAUCUGCAAGGCCAAGUGGGGCGAUGUGGAGUUCCCCCCACCCUUUGGCAGGGAGGCCUAUCCUGAGGAGGCCUACAUUGCCGACCUGGACGCCAAGAGCGGCGCCAGCCUCAAACUCACCCUGCUCAACCCUCGAGGCAGGAUCUGGACCAUGGUGGCAGGAGGAGGCGCCUCAGUGGUGUACAGUGACACUAUCUGUGACCUCGGUGGCGUCAAUGAGUUGGCAAAUUAUGGGGAGUAUUCAGGAGCACCAAGCGAACAGCAGACCUACGACUACGCCAAGACCAUCCUGUCCCUGAUGACGAGAGAGAAGCACCCCGACGGAAAGGUUUUGAUCAUCGGUGGAAGCAUCGCUAACUUCACGAAUGUUGCGGCGACAUUCAAGGGGAUUGUUCGAGCCAUCAGAGACUAUCAGGUGCCACUGAAGGAGCAUGAGGUCACUAUUUUCGUCCGCCGCGGAGGCCCCAACUACCAGGAGGGGCUCCGGGUGAUGGGAGAAGUUGGCAAGACCACUGGAAUUCCCAUCCACGUCUUCGGCACAGAAACUCACAUGACUGCCAUUGUUGGCAUGGCGCUGGGCCACCGGCCGAUCCCCCACCAGCCUCCCGUCGCCGCCCACACUGCCAAUUUUCUGCUCAACACCAGUGGAGGCACAUCGACUCCAGCAUCCAGUAGAACCGCUUCUUUCUCUGAAAACGCAGCCAGAGUAGAAGCUUCACCAGCCAAGAAGACUAAACUUGGCGCUCCUGUUGGCAAGGCGACCACGCUCUUCCUCAAAAGUACCAACUCCAUAGUUUGGGGUAUGCAGACUCGGGCAGUCCAGGGCAUGCUGGACUUUGACUACGUCUGCUCCAGAGAAGCGCCAUCUGUCUCAGCUAUGGUCUACCCAUUCACUGGAGACCACAAGCAGAAGUUCUACUGGGGCCAUAAAGAGAUCCUCAUCCCAGUUUACAAAAACAUGAGCGAUGCCAUGAAGAGGCACCCAGAUGUGGAUGUGCUCAUCAACUUUGCCUCACUUCGUUCAGCUUUUGAUAGCACCAUGGAGACCAUGCAGUACCCACAGAUACAUACGAUUGCCAUUAUUGCCGAGGGAAUCCCUGAAGCCCACACCAGGAAGAUCAUUAAGGCAGCAGAUGAGAAGGGCGUCACAGUCAUUGGACCAGCUACUGUUGGAGGAAUCAAGCCAGGCUGUUUCAAGAUUGGGAACACGGGAGGCAUGCUGGAUAACAUCCUCGCCUCGAAGCUCUACCGGCCAGGCAGCGUGGCCUACGUGUCGCGCUCCGGCGGCAUGUCCAACGAGCUCAACAACAUCAUCUCUCGUACAACCGAUGGUGUUUUUGAAGGCGUGGCCAUCGGUGGCGAUAGAUACCCGGGCUCUGUGUUUACUGACCACGUGCUGCGCUACCAGGACACCCCUGGAGUAAAAAUGAUUGUCGUACUGGGAGAGAUCGGAGGCACAGAGGAGUACGAGAUCUGCCAAGGUAUCAGACAGGGCCGGAUCACCAAACCCGUGGUCUGCUGGUGUAUAGGCACCUGUGCCACCAUGUUUUCCUCCGAGGUUCAGUUCGGCCACGCAGGAGCAUGUGCAAAUCAGGAAUCUGAGACGGCAGUGGCUAAGAAUAAGGCACUGAAGGAGGCUGGUGCAUUUGUUCCCAAAAGCUUUGAUGAGCUGGGAGACAUAAUCAAGUCAGUUUAUGAUGACCUUGUUGCGAAAGGAGUCAUCCAGCCUGCUGAAGAGGUGCCUCCUCCCACUGUGCCAAUGGAUUACUCCUGGGCACGCGAGCUGGGUCUGAUCCGUAAGCCAGCCUCCUUCAUGAGCAGUAUCUGUGACGAGCGAGGCCAGGAGCUCAUCUACGCGGGCAUGCCCAUCACGGAGGUCUUCAAGUCCGAAAUAGGGCUGGGCGGCACGCUGGGGCUGCUGUGGUUCCAGAGGAGGCUGCCCAAGUAUGCCUGCCAGUUCAUAGAGAUGUGCCUGAUGGUGACUGCUGAUCACGGCCCUGCUGUCUCUGGUGCCCACAACACUAUCGUGUGUGCCCGAGCAGGCAAAGAUCUUAUCUCCAGCCUCACGUCCGGCCUCCUCACCAUUGGAGACCGCUUUGGAGGCGCUCUGGAUGCGGCAGCAAAGCAGUUCAGCAAGGCGUUCGACAGUGGCAUGCCGCCCAUGGAGUUCGUCAAUAAGAUGAAGAAAGAAGGGAAGCUGAUCAUGGGCAUUGGCCACAGAGUCAAAUCGAUCAAUAAUCCCGACAUGAGAGUUCAGAUCCUGAAGGACUUUGUGAAGCAGCACUUCCCCUCCUCUCAGCUGCUGGACUAUGCUCUAGAUGUAGAAAAGAUCACCACAUCCAAGAAGCCCAACCUGAUCCUGAAUGUGGAUGGCCUAAUCGGUGUAGCCUUUGUGGACUUGCUCAGAACUUGUGGUGGUUUCACAAGGGAUGAAGCCGAUGAGUUCGUGGAAAUCGGCGCCCUUAACGGCAUCUUCGUCCUCGGACGCAGCAUGGGAUUUAUUGGUCACUACCUGGACCAGAAGAGGCUGAAGCAGGGUCUGUAUCGCCACCCCUGGGAUGACAUCUCUUAUGUGCUCCCAGAACACAUGUCCAUGUAAUCGGAGGAACUAAAAGUUCCACCCAAGAUGUCAUAUCUCCUGCCCAUGCUGUGAUCUGUUGCCACAAAGCAGUGGCAGGUUAUAGGGAAGAUAGUUAGGAAGUAUAGUUCUCAACUGAAAAACCAGUUAGACCGAGUGGGGAUGUAACUGUGUGUUGGGGAGACUGGAUGUUUAGAGUUAUAGAGAAUUACUCAAAUGUGACGACGAUGACGUACAGUAAUGAACAUCAACAUAUUAAUCCAGCAAGUGUGUCUACAGUCACAUAUCAAAGACUGUUGUGUCAUUGUGCCAUAUGAAAAUCACAAGUCUGCUAUAAGACAAGCAUGUAGUGCAAUAAUGCCUGUCGAUUAGUGCUUUAAUUAUACAGAGGUAAAUGAAACAGCAGAGCUGCUCACUGUAGCAAGAAGACCAUGUUCUGUGUGCGCGUGUGUGUGAAGAUGUAUUCUCAGCUUUUCUUCCUCCAGUCCCACCUUUUACAGUGAACUAAGUGGUGGCCAGUGACCCUUUGCCAAUGUUACAAAGCUGUACGUUAUGGAGAGCCAGAAACAUCAGUGUUGUUGCAAUGUUUUUCAUAUUACGUGUUUUACUGUAAAGUGGCGCCUCCUGUACUAAUUUGUUGUAUGUUGAUAAUGAAGUAUAAUAAAAUGUAAUUAAUGUCA